GGGGGCAACGGCAACAGCCAACACCAACACCAAUAAUAAUUAUAAUAAUAAUAAUAAAGACAUCUUGUUGUAUUUAGUUGAAUGUUUAAAUUCAAAGUUGCAAAACACAGCGGUCGCCACAGAAAAUCGAACAGAGAAAUGAGUGAAAUUUUAACAAGCAGAUCCUUGCGUGCGCCUUCGCUGUUGUUAUUCUUUGUAACUAUCUCUCUACAAUUCCUUUUAGGCAUUUCUGGUGAUUCGAAAAAUGGCACAAAGGCUGAUGCCCAUACUUCUGGUAGCAAUACUGCACCUAAGAUAGUCAUCAUAUUACUCGUGAUUGUGGCAGUAGGGUUGCUUUCAUUUUUCCUUUUCAAAUUUUGGCAAAAGAAGAAGAGAGAAGAGCAAUAUGCUCGUCUUUUGAAGUUGUUUGAAGAGGAUGAUGAGCUUGAGGUCGAACUUGGCCUUCGAGAUUGAUGCUUUUAACUAUUGAAGAUUGAGUUCGUCACAGUUGAGGCUUAAACAAAAUUUUUUACAAGGAAAACUUCUUCCUCCAAUGGCCAUGACUAGCGUGUGGGGAUGCUGUGCAUUGAGGUUAGGUGUUUCUCGAAUACACUGUAAUAUUUGUAAUGAGUUGUCCAAAUUAAAUUUUUCAUGAAUAUGAAGUCUUUUGAGUAUUUAGAGGAGAGAUUGAUACUAUUUUGUAUAAGAUGUAUGAGGAAUCUCAUUUCCAGCUUGUAAAAAUGAGUUCUUCAUUCUGAUAGACUUUGAAAGUGUGUAAGAAUCAAGAGUUUUGUAGCAUAUUCUUCAUAUUAGUAGAAAGAACAACUUAAUGCAACUCUUUUAACUA
Ricinus communis (castor bean) is the source of this 826-nucleotide messenger RNA. RefSeq lists its product as uncharacterized. The coding region runs from base 82 to 453 and encodes 123 amino acids. The transcript has 3 exons. NCBI's taxonomy places the organism in Eukaryota, Viridiplantae, Streptophyta, Magnoliopsida, Malpighiales, Euphorbiaceae. The record is from RefSeq and is a predicted model, not a curated record.